This is a messenger RNA of Schizosaccharomyces cryophilus OY26, 2559 nucleotides long. RefSeq lists its product as uncharacterized. The coding region runs from base 200 to 538 and encodes 112 amino acids. Gene Ontology annotation, cellular component: mitochondrion. Lineage: Eukaryota; Fungi; Ascomycota; Schizosaccharomycetes; Schizosaccharomycetales; Schizosaccharomycetaceae. The record is from RefSeq and is a predicted model, not a curated record. The transcript has 2 exons.
ACUUCCCAAAUUCCAUCUGGCACCAACAAGAUAGCCAAGAGUUUCUAUACAAAUUUACAAAGAGGUUUUGUUUUUUUAGGAAUCAUCUUAAAGGACUUAAGAAAGAAACCGCUCGUCAAAACUGUCCUUUUGAUAGAUUCGCUUUGCUUUGCUAUAGCUCUUUUCCUAGUUGUCUGAACUCAUAAUCGUAAAGAAAGCAAUGAAUGUAGAACGUUCCUUUUUGAAAUUAUCAAACAGUUUUAACUGGUUAAGAGUUGCUUCCAGACAAGCAUCUUCCAUUCCUUCGACAAGAGAUGGUAUAACGGAUGUUAAGAAAUUUUUUCAAAGAAUUGGACGCAACACUGAGCAAAAGGUUGACGGAAAAAUAACAACCUGGGAAGAACUAUUCACCAAAAACACAAGAGACAUGAAAGAAGAUGGACUGGAUGUGCGUACACGAAAGUACAUUGUGAAUCAACGAAAUCGGUAUAUCCAGGGCUACAAUCUUACACCAUACCCAACAAUGAAAAAGAAGAAAGGAGGAGAGAGACGCUCUUAAUGAUUAAAAAACACUUGUCUAUUUACCGACGUUUUUCUUAGGUGGAAAAUAAUAUUGCUUGAGCAAAGAAUUCUCGUUUUAGAAUAAGCUUGAAAGCCGACUUUCAAGUUGGCCAUGAAACCAUCGCUGGAAUGAAGGUGAGAUCGUCAGCAAUGCUGAUUCGCAACUAGGAAAUUUUUUUUUCGUACAUCCAUCUCCUUGUUUUUCUUCCCAUUCCCAUUCCCAUUCUCCAUUCACCCAUGCCAAAGUUGCUUGUAUCUGUUCGUGCGUAACCACCUUUAAAUGGGUUUCUUGUUUGGAAAGCUCCUGCAGACCAUCUCGAAAUUCGCGUACAGCAUUGUCAAGUUCUAUAUGAAGCUGUUGAUUGUCCAUAACUUAGUAGAGAAUACUGAACAAAAAAAAGAAAUGGUAAAAAACCGUUUUUGACUGAUUCUUUUAUUCUUUCUAUAAUGUUUGUAUAAUGCUUUGCCGGAUUUUACUCGACAACGUUCAACUUGUUUACAAAACAAACAGUUCUACUCAGAUUAACUUUACUAAGGUAGGAAGAGAGUUCUUCCUUACCAUGAUAGAAUAGUACAGGAACGUGAAAUGAGCUUCAUAGUGCUACUAACAAUCAGAAAUAAUAUGAAAGCAAUAUUUUAAUUGAAAAAUAUGUGUGUUUUAGAUAGAAGAGAAUUUAUUAUUUAUACAACGAAAACGAUUUGAAUGAUCUCUUAUAUUUCAUCAGGCUUUAAAAUUUUUUGGCGUGUAAGUACAAUGUUAGGGGCUUUUAGAACGGAAUCGUCUUCUGUAAAGGUUUUGCUGCCUUUGCUGGCUUCCAAACUGUCUAUUUUGAUUGCAUUGUCCUCUGUCAUGUCGACGGAUGUUGAGCUCUGCUCUUCUUUAGCAUCUUGUUGAACACGCUUUAUACGCUUGUCUCUCAUUUGCAUGAAGCUUACUAUACACGAGGAAAGCAAUGUAAAUCCACCAACGACUAGCAAGGCAAUAUAACCUUUUAUAAACCUCGGGGCAUCCGUAUUGGGAUACAUGACUGGUGCCCACCAUAUAUGCCAGACAUUUUGCACCAUAUUCAUAGUGAAAACAACGACUCCUCUUUCUUGAUCAUUAUCACGGCAGACAUCGUUGGCCCACGAAAACCAAACAGCUUGUCCAGCGUACGUACAUCCCGAGAGAAAAUAAGCAAAGAGCUUAAGUCCAUAAGGUACGUUCCAUGCUAACAAUAUAGAAGCAGAGAUCAAAGUUACAAUGAACAAAAAUAAGCCGAAUGGCCAUCGAGUACGUCCACUGAGCUUAUCUGACAAUAUACUGGCCCCCAAGGUAGAAACAACACCCACAGCAGUGAUGACUGUAGGAUAGUUGUUAAUUUGAGCAACAGUAAACUCUUUGGAGGCUUUCAUCCAUUGGCCCAUAAGUACAUUGACGGCAAUUGCUUGGGUUUCUCCACUAAAAAGCCAAAGAAUCGAUAAACCAUAGAUGCGCCAAGAUCGUAAGAUAGUUUUUAGUGAAUUUAUGGUUAUUGGCUUUUUCUUUGGAAUAUCAGGAAGCCGCUUUAUUGCAAGCUGCUUUUCUUCCUCUGUGAAGUAGGGUGCUUUCGUUGUCUGGGGGACGUCUGGAAACAAAAAGUAUCCAUAAAAAGCCAACGGUAUCGUUAACAAUCCAUCAAUUAUGAAAAGCCAUCGCCAUCCUGCCAUACCGCAUAUUCCAUCCAAUGAUGAAUGAACAGCGGUCUGCAAAUAUCCUGCAAACAUAGUUCCAAUCAAACCAGAUAUGGAGAAUAUAGCGGCUCGUUUGUAAAUCUCACUUCCUUUGUACCAAGCGCCCAAGAUGUAAUGAGUACCCGCAAAAGUGGAAGCCUCUGCGAUGGCCAUGAAGAAGCGUAAUGCCAUCAUUGAGGGAACGGAAUGAACCGUGAAGGAUAGUAUGGUCAUAAUUCCCCAAAUCAAGUUCAUCACUGAAAACCAUAAUCUUGCUGGUACUUUCUGUAAUGCAUAAGAUCCAGGUAUUUGUCCUAUAAUAUACCC